CAUUAGGUUUUCAACACACGCGCACAAGCGGGGAAGACUGGAGCAGAUGUAGUGAAGCAUGGCGUCUGUUCUGAUUGGUUGAGUGGUGAACAGCUCUGAAGCUGAUUGGAUGUUGGGUUUCUGAGGUUACGUGGUGGUCUGCAGCUCAUCCUCAGUUGAGCGCCUCAAUGGAAAUCAGGUACAUCAGGAUACGAGCGUCAUCAGGACCAAACGUGUGAGGCUGUAUAAUUCACUAAAUUAAAUCGAAACAGGACUGGAAAUUCUCCAUCACUUCGACCAAACAAAACUGAGUGACAAAUCUGGCAGGUGAAGGAAGGCCAUGGGGGCUCUCAGCCGGCAGCAAUUCUUCCAGGAGCUACCUUUGGGCUGCUUGCUUCCAACUGCCCAGCAGGGUCUGCUGCAAGUGUGGCAGCUGCUGAUCAUGUGUUUAGCAUGCAGACUGCUGUGGAGAAUUGGUCGCCUACCUGCUUACAUAAAGCACCUCAGCACAAUUGCAUGUGGCUUUUACACCCUCUACCUGUUCUUUGGGUUGCACAUGGUGUGGGUGGUGCUGCUCAGUCUUCUCUGCUACCUCAUCCUCUUCCUGUGCCGCCACUCCAGCACUCGUGGCCCCUUCCUUUCAAUCACAGUCCUCAUCUACCUCCUGCUGGGGGAGCUGCAUAUGAUGGACACAAACAGCUGGCACAAAAUGAGAGGUUCCCAAAUGGUAGUUGCCAUGAAGGCGAUCUCUCUUGCCUUUGACUUGGACAAAGGCACAGUGGAAAAUGUCCCGUCUCCAGUAGAGUUUAUGGGCUAUAUUUACUUUGUGGGAACAGUCAUAUUUGGGCCCUGGAUCAGCUUCAGCAGCUACAGGGAGGCCGUAGAAGGCAAAGAGCUUAGUGUCUCCUGGUUGGUGAAGGUAGCCAGCAGCUGGAUAAAGAGCCAGUUAUGCCUGGUGAUCUCCAACUGUGUCGCUCCUUACCUCUUUCCCUACUUCAUCCCUGUCUUUGGAGACAAACUACUAAAAAAUAAGAAGAGGCGAAAGAACAGAGGUUUUGUUGCAAGGUUGUUGAUGGGCUAUGAACACAGCAUGGGUUUCCAUUUUAGUAAUUAUUUUGUAAGCUAUCUGAGUGAAACCACAACCACACUGUCAGGUGCAGGUUUCACAGACGAGAAGGACCAUCUCAAGUGGGAUCUUACAAUGGUUAACCCACUAAAUGUUGAGUUUCCCAGGUCUGUGUCAGAGGGUGUUAUUUCCUGGAACUUGCCUAUGUCUCAGUGGCUCAAUAUUUAUGUAUUCAAGAAGGCUCUCAAAUUUGGGACAUUUCAGGCCAUCCUCAUCACUUACACAACCAGCACUUUGCUGCAUGGAUUAAGCUUUCACAUUGCAGCUGUGUUAUUGACCCUCGCCUUCAUGACAUAUAUUGAGUAUGAGUUGAGGAAAAGACUGUCCGUCAUCCUUAAUGCAUGUGUCCUUUCCAAGAGAUGUCCAUCAGACUGCAAACACCAAAAUAAGAAGGCAUUUUGGGUUUAUUUUAUUAAUGGAGCAUUUAGUGUACUAGCAGUGCUGCACCUCACCUACCUGUCCUCAGUCUUUGGCUCCAGUGCUGAUGAUAUAGACCCAGAUGAGGAUGGUAUGGCCAGUCAUACUUUUCAUAAAUGGAGUGAACUGAACUGGACGAGUCACUGGCUUACCUUUGGCCUCUGGGUUGUAUACCGCAUUAUUAUGUAAACACAGACAAAGAGAUUAAAUGGACAGGGAGCAAAAACAAACCUACAGAUGUUUUAUCAUUCUCAUCUGAAGUGGUGGAUGCCGAGCUCCGUAUGACUUCACUGUGAAUUCCUCAAGCACUGGAGGACUAGAGAACAAAACCUCUAACAAAUACGAACUUUAUCUCAUCAUCACUACAACUCUAGUCCGGAUGCUGUGGCACUUGAGUACCGUACAAGUGUCUCUGUGGUUUCUUUACACAUUUACAGGCCACAUCAUUCUUCCAAGAGCAAGCAGCAAGAAACUGAAACUGAUCUCAUUCAUUUUUGUGUAUAUGUAAUAGUACAUAUUUAUAUUGUUAUAGUGUGUGUGUGUGUGUGUGUGUGUAUGUAUGUAUGUAUGUAUGUAUGUGUGUAUAUAUAUAUAUAUAUAUAUAUAUAUAUUUCUACCUGAUUGGAUGAUGACAAAAUUAUUUUAAUCAAAGGACACUGUAUUGCAUAUACACUUUUAAAAAGUAUUCAAGUAUUCUCAUUUGAACUUUGCAUUGACUUUACACAGGUGAUGGAAUUUAAGUUUGUUUUUUUUUUGUUUUUUUUUAAAGCAGUGCUUGGAUAGUUAAACUAAAAAAAAUUACCACUGAUUUACACUCCUCCUUAAGUGGAACCAUAUCAUUCAACCAAUGAUUUUUGAGAAACACUAAAACCCAUUCCCAGAUGGACAUGGAAUCAAUCUGGCUGGCUUUGAUAUUGUUUAGGGUCAACUAGGGUGAUUUUCAAAGUAAAAAAAAAUCAGUUAAGUAAUGGUUUGAAUUGUAGUUCACAGUUUGAAUAGCUUAAAAUACUGGUGCAGUAAUGCAAAUCUGUUUCAAGUAAAAGGGUAAUACCAUAAACAAAAACAUUAAACGUGCAAUAAUUCAAUAAUUGAAACCCAAAGCUCAGCACGUGUAGCAUUAUCUAUACUUAUGCACCAACUGUGCAAACAUCAGCUAGACUUUAUGACCUGAGAAUUUUAAAAAUCUAGCAGGAAUUAGGUUUAGUAUUUAGGGAGAGUGGACAAAAACAAAUAUCUGUUAACCACAGCACAUAUCAUACCGUGUUUCACACAUAUUGUUCAACAGCCUGUAUUUAUCCAUUUAAAGAAUAUUGGAUUUAUUUUUAAUAUGACCAUGAGCCAGUGCAGAUUCCAGUUUGUAUUUCAUAAUAAUGUGAAACUACUAUAAUAUUGGACUGUUUACAGGAUUUCAUUAGAUAUUUAAAUGUUUAUUCAAUAAAUUAUUGCAGAUCUUAUUAAUUAAUUUAUCUCUCUUAUUCCUCUUGUACUAAUAUUUUAGUCUUAUGCAUUUUAGUAUUCUCACGAUUUCACCUCGCGAAAAGCACUGGACCAUGCAGGGCGCUCUGAAAACCGAAGCGCGAGCUCGUGGAGCGCGCAUCCGGGUUUGUCAGUGACAUUGACUUUGUUUACUUGUGACGUGUGUUUUGUUAUGGUUUAUGUCCUGUCUCUGCCCCUGUAUUAUCAUUGGUUGUUUCCCUUAUGAGUCAUCAUUAGUCUCAGCUGUUUUGUAUUCACCCUUGAUUACGUUUGAUAUUUAAACCCCUCAUGUGUAUAUGUUCAGUGCGAAGUAUAGCGUGUUAUCACCAUGCCAAGUCUUUGUUCAUCGUGUCUCGUGGCAUGGGUUUUGAUCUCACGUCUAGUUUCUCGUUUUAUUUUUGCCUUGCCUAGUUUAUACCCAUUUGCCGAUCGCCUGACCUUUUGCCUGUUUUUGGACUAUUCCUUUAAAUCACAAUUUGGAUUUGUUUGCCUGCUUCUCUUUAAUAAUGCUCUUAUCUGCUUUUGCAUCCAUUCUAACCUCCUGUAUGUGACAAGUACACUCAUGUAUUAGUAUUUUUCAUUAUGUUUUGUUUGUUCAUUUAUUUGCAUAGUUGUAGUUCAAACUUUAUUAUCGUGGUAGAUUAGAUCAAUCAGCUGAUUCAUAUUAAGAUGUGCCAAAUGGAGCAAUCAACUCAUUAAUAUUUAAUCAUUUUACCAAGCUAUAGGUGUUUUUAUAAUCUUUGUAUGAUGAUUUGUCCAUCCAGUAUUCAUUGGCAUUCUUAUUUAUAAUCUCCUUUUGGUAAUAAACAAUAAAUAAAGACUUUAU
This is a messenger RNA of Ictalurus punctatus (channel catfish), 3824 nucleotides long. It is a transcript of the gene porcn, whose product is annotated as porcupine O-acyltransferase. The transcript is spliced from 15 exons. Gene Ontology annotation, cellular component: membrane; endoplasmic reticulum. Gene Ontology annotation, molecular function: Wnt-protein binding; palmitoleoyltransferase activity. Bases 320 to 1711 code for a protein of 463 amino acids. The record is from RefSeq and is a predicted model, not a curated record. Gene Ontology annotation, biological process: canonical Wnt signaling pathway; protein palmitoylation; lipid modification. NCBI's taxonomy places the organism in Eukaryota, Metazoa, Chordata, Actinopteri, Siluriformes, Ictaluridae.